Messenger RNA from Paramecium pentaurelia, 336 nucleotides. The record is from the annotation of a GenBank genome assembly. Lineage: Eukaryota; Ciliophora; Oligohymenophorea; Peniculida; Parameciidae.
AUGAUAAAAUUAUGGAUUCUCUUCGUUUUGAUUUAUCUUGGAUAAUGUUAAGAUUUCAUAAGAUCAAUUAAAAAUUAUGCUGAUGGAAUAAUUUAAUCAAAUAUUACUUAAAAAAUACUUAUAGAUUUUGCUCCAUUAUUAUUGCCUUUAACAAUUAUAUCAAUUAUUUUAAUCUAAUUGAUGAAAGUUUGUUUCAGAAGAUAAAAAUUUUAUGACAAACUUCCUUAAACUGAAUAAUAAGCAAACAACAAAUAAGUGAGAUUACCAUUUAAUCACAAAUUGCAAUUAUACUUUAUGAGAUAUUAUUGUUAAAUUUUGAGAUUAUUUACACAUUGA